AUAUUUUGACAUUUCUCUUCACGCGACGAACGUCGUAAAGCACGUCGUUGCAAAAUAUUUUUAUUUUCUUACAAUGGCAAAAUCACUCAGAAGCCGUUGGAAGCGAAAAUGCCGUGCGAUAAAACGCGAAAGGUACGCAGUGAAAGAACUGGCGCGCUUAAAAAAGAUGCUCGGGGUUAAGGAAGAAGAAAAAACAGACGCUGAAAAAGAGGUUAUGGAAACUGACCAAGUGAUAUUCCUUGACGCUGGUGAAAUAAAAAAAAAUAAAAACAAAAAGGCGGCCAAGGUGGUAGAACCUGCGGAAAUGGACGAAGAUGCUGAAAUGAGUUCUGAUGAUGAAAAUGUGGAAGUCGUCGCUGACAGUGGUAAAAAAAGGAUAUUUAGUACAAAAACUUUGAAGGACCAGAAUGGACAGUAUCCGGUUUGGCUGCACAAAAGGAAAAUCGCGAAGAUCAAUAAAGUGUCAAAGAAGAAUAUAAAAAAGAGAUCUAAGAAACGUAAACGAUAACCUUAAUAAAUAUGUUUAAAAAA
Molecule: messenger RNA, 531 nt
Organism: Manduca sexta (tobacco hornworm)
Lineage: Eukaryota; Metazoa; Arthropoda; Insecta; Lepidoptera; Sphingidae
Product: protein LLP homolog
Exons: 1
Coding region: 74-508 (144 amino acids)
Biological process (GO): dendrite extension
Cellular component (GO): nucleolus
Molecular function (GO): RNA binding
Source: RefSeq, a predicted model, not a curated record